AUGGCGGCUCAGCGGAUCUCACGGCUCGCCGUACCGUCGCGCAGGCGCAGAAUCGGCGGGCGAGAACGGGUCUGUCCGCUGAACGCUGCGGAGAGAAUGAGUGGCCAGGACUCCCCGGACGGGCCUGAUGGAGGCCCGGAGCCGGCGUCCGGCCUGAGAUGUCAGGAGAGCUACGCGUGUAGCGGCUCAGAGGCAGCCUUUGAGUGCGAUGAGUGCGGCAGCUUGCAGUGCGCCCGCUGUGAGCGGCAACUCCACGCCCAGGCGCGCUUCGCCGAGCACGAACGGAGGCGCCUGCAGCCGGGCCACGUCCCUUACUGUGACCAGUGUCGCAGUUCGGCCUCGGGGCCCGCUCCCUCCGCCCGGCCCAGGGCCUGCGCCCGCUGCCAGAGCUGCCAGCUCAACUUGUGUGUCGAUUGCCAGCGCCGCAGCCACGCAAACCGGCGCAAGCACCCGCUGCUCAUCUACCCCCCGCCGCCCGAGGCCGGCCUCAGCCCCGAGGAGCAGCAGCCGAUCGAGGUUACCAACAGUUUCUUGCUGGUCGACGAGAAGGAGGAGAUCCGGGUAGCAGAUGAAGAAGAAUUUAUUCAAAAACUUGCUUGCAAACCAGAUGAAAACCUGAAAGUUGUUUCAAUUUUUGGCAACACUGGUGAUGGGAAGUCUCACACCCUCAAUCAUACAUUCUUCAGAGGUCGUGAAGUUUUCAAGACCUCACCAACACAGGAGUCUUGCACUGUUGGAGUAUGGGUAGCCUAUGAUCCUGUUCAUCACAUUAUUGUCGUCGACACUGAAGGAUUACUGGGAGCUACUACUAACCUAAGUCAACGAACAAGAUUGCUACUUAAAGUACUUGCUAUAUCUGACACAAUUAUUUACAGAACUCAUGCAGACAGAUUACACAAUGACCUCUUUAAAUUUCUUGCUGAUGCAUCUGAAGCUUACCUUAAACACUUCACAAAGGAGUUGAAAGCUACCACUGCAAGAUGUGGGUUGGAUGUUCCGUUGUCUACACUAGGACCAUCUGUCAUUAUCUUUCAUGAGACUGUGCACACUAAGUUACUAGGAUCAGAUGGGCCUUCAGAGCUGCCAGAAAAACUGCUACAGGAGCGAUUUCAUAAGCUGGGGCGCUUUCCAGAAGCCUUUAGUUCCAUCCAGUACAAAGGCACCAGAACAUACAAUCCUCCAACAGACUUUUCUGGAUUGUUGUGGACUGUUGAACAGCAGCUGAACAACAACACAACUCGCUCUCCCAGACCCCCAGGAAUUAUCUUUAAGGCUUUGAAAGCUUUGAGUGAGCGUUUCUGUGGAGAAAUAGCAGAUGACCGAAUGGCUUAUAGCUGCUUCUUCCCUGACGAAUAUUUUACUUGCUCCUGCACAUGUCUCAGCUGUGGGGUUGGCUGCAAGAACAGUAUGAACCAUGCAAAGGAUGGCAUUCGUCAUGAAGCUCAAAGCCGCUGCAGCUACUCACACCAAUAUGAUAACAGAGUGUAUACUUGCAAGGCUUGCUAUGAGCGUGGAAAAGAAGUCAUUGUGGUGCCAAAAACAUCUGCCUCCACAGACUCUCCUUGGUUGGGCCUCGCCAUAUAUGCCUGGUCAGGGUAUGUGAUUGAGUGCUCAAACUGUGGGAUCAUUUAUCGGAGUCGACAGUAUUGGUUUGGUAACCAGGAUCCGGUGGACACUGUAGUAAGAACAGAAAUUGAACAUGUUUGGACAGGAACUGAUGGAUUUCUAAAGGACAACAACAACGCUGCCCGUCGAUUGCUGGAUGGAGUGAAUUUUAUGGCACAAUCAGUUUCAGAAUUUAGUGCCAAACCAACAAAGGUAGUGACAGCCUGGCUGACAGAUCAGAUCGCACCCUCCUACUGGAGGCCCAACUCUCAGAUCAUUAACUGUCAUAAGUGCAAUAAACCUUUUGAAGACCAGGAAGCAAAGCACCACUGUAGAGCCUGUGGCGAAGGCUUCUGUGAUGGCUGCUCAUCGAAAUCCAAGCCGGUACCAGAGCGUGGCUGGGGAUCAGUUCCUGUACGGGUGUGUGAUGAGUGUUACGAAAGAGCGGUAGUUGAAACAGAAGCUGCAAAUGAAGAUGAUGAACGUGGUACAAUAAUAGCACGGAAAGUCGGGGAAGCUGUGCAGAACACCUUUGGAGCUGUAGCUACAGCAAUAGAUUUUCCAUUAGGACUAGUGAAAGAUGCUGCCAGACCUUCUUAUUGGGUGCCUGACCACGAGAUCACUGACUGCUUCCAUUGUCGGAAAGAGUUUACCCCAAAAAUGUCCAAGCAUCACUGCCGAGCCUGUGGACAAGGAUUCUGCAAUGAGUGCUCCCAGAACAGGCGCUCAGUCUCCUCCCGUGGAUGGGAUCAUCCUGUGCGAGUGUGCAUAAACUGUUACCAAAAGGCAGGCGAUCUUUGAGCAGCAGUUAGAAAGAA
This is a messenger RNA of Mobula hypostoma (lesser devil ray), 2423 nucleotides long. RefSeq names its product zinc finger, FYVE domain containing 1 (gene zfyve1). Gene Ontology annotation, molecular function: GTPase activity; phosphatidylinositol-3-phosphate binding; GTP binding. Lineage: Eukaryota; Metazoa; Chordata; Chondrichthyes; Myliobatiformes; Myliobatidae. Gene Ontology annotation, biological process: lipid droplet formation. Gene Ontology annotation, cellular component: lipid droplet. The transcript has 11 exons. The record is from RefSeq and is a predicted model, not a curated record. The coding region runs from base 1 to 2406 and encodes 801 amino acids.